Messenger RNA from Dibothriocephalus latus, 663 nucleotides. The record is from the annotation of a GenBank genome assembly. NCBI's taxonomy places the organism in Eukaryota, Metazoa, Platyhelminthes, Cestoda, Diphyllobothriidea, Diphyllobothriidae.
AUGGUUGGAUUCGAGUCCUCAAAAGAUAGUGGCUUGUCAAAAAUGGACUUUCUGGCCGCUGGCUGCGUGAGCGGAUUUUUCAGCCGGGCGUGUGUUCAACCGUUAGAUGUUGUAAAGGUCAGAUUUCAGGCUAUUCGAUGUAUAGCUGCCGAGGAAGGCUUUGCGGCAUUUUGGAAGGGUCAUGUAUCCUCCCAACUUUUAGCUGUCAGCUUUGCCGGGACACAGUUUGCCGCAUUUGAGAUAUAUACUUACUGGUGGUCUACGUUGUUGUCGCAUAACGCCAACCAACAGUCCUCCCCACUUUCUCCGUUACCCAACUUUCUUUGCGGCUGUCUUGCGGGUAUAACGGGGGCGACCGUCACUCAACCCCUUGACGUCCUUAAAACACGAUUCAUAGCCCAAGGUGAACCGAGGACAUAUAAGAACCUCAACGAUGCCGUUGUGUCCAUAAUGCGAAAAGACGGUAUCCCGGGAUUUUUCCGAGGCCUGACUCCAUCUCUUCUCCUCAUUGCCCCUCAGACGGGCCUUCAGUUUGCCGUGUACAAACUGAUCAAUAGAGUCGUUGAUGUCUUUACAAAAUCUGCCACGGAAUCUCCCGACCAUUCCACACCUUUACGGUCGAAACCACUUAGUGAGUAUUACUUGUUAUUACUUCCUAUUUGA